Schistosoma turkestanicum is the source of this 6429-nucleotide messenger RNA. Lineage: Eukaryota; Metazoa; Platyhelminthes; Trematoda; Strigeidida; Schistosomatidae. The record is from the annotation of a GenBank genome assembly.
AUGAAUCGGAUACAUUGUGUGUCAAAUAUUAAAACUGCGCUGGAAUUUUUACAUUCCAGAAAUGUAAAAUUAGUCAAUGUUAAUCCGACAGAUAUUGCCGACGGAAAACCAGCUAUUGUUCUUGGUCUUAUAUGGGUUAUUAUACUGUAUUUCCAAAUUGAAGAACAAGAAGAGUUAUUAUUGAAAAUUUUGGAUCUUCCAGCUGGUUCACUGAAAACAAGAGGUUCAGCGAAACGUGCUUUACAAACAUGGGUACAGGAAAUUUUCGCUGGAAAAUACGAUGUUCAAAUUCGUGAUUUCGGUCCAAGUUGGCGUGAUGGCAUUGCAUUCAAUGCAAUGGUACAUAAUAUUGAUUCAAGUUUAGUUGAAAUGGAUAAAGUGAAAACUAGAACACCGAAAGAGAAUUUAGAACAUGCAUUUACGCAAGCUGAAAAACAUUUAGGCAUACCAAGGCUAUUAGAUCCUGAAGAUGUUGAUGUUGAUAGACCAGAUGAAAAAUCCAUUGUCACAUAUGUUGCACAAUUUUUCAAAGCUUAUCCAGAUGCAGGAAGACGAAGAUCUGAUUCACCAACAAAAACGGAUAUAAAAAUGAAAUUUGACAAUUUGAUGAAAUUUGUUCGAGAAUCUGAGCUGAAAAUCAAAACAACUCGAUCUAGUCGUUCAAGUUUAAGUGAACAAUAUCAAAUAUAUGAUGAGAUAAUUACAACAAAAGAAAUGGAAGAAGAAGGUUUUGAAUCAUUCAAAGAUCAAUGGUAUUCCGGUUUAAUAUCACAUAUUGAUUCAUUGAUCAAUCCAAGUGAAGUAGAAAUUCUAGAAGAAUCAUGGUAUCAUUUAACUGAUAUAUUGAAUGAAUUUUUAUGGGAGAUAGAUGAGAAAAUACCCGGGGAAUUUGGUCAUAUUGCAAAAUGGUUAAGUCAAACUGAGAAAUGGUUUCAACAAGUUGGUUUAAAAUGGUAUCAAAAACCAAUUGGUACACAAGCAAUGGGAUUUAGCGGUACAAUGAAUGAAUCAUGGCGUCCAUCUAGUGCGGAACCACCAUAUUCACCGCCAUCCAUUGAAGUGAUCGAUAAAUUACAACAUGAAAAAUUAGAACUAUUUGGAACAAACAAUCAUAAACUCAAUUCUAUACGUGAUGAUUUAUCUCGUGUGAUUGGAAGUGAAAAAUCAAUUAAUUUGCCUAGUUCAUUGAUUGAUCGACUGAGUACACGUCUAUCAAAAGUUACAGGUUAUGAACCAGGAAAUAGUGCUGUAUUGAGUGCAGCGAAAGCUCGAAGAAUAUUUCUCGAUAUGUUGUAUAAUGUAAAUCGUACAGAAACUAGUAUAGGUGUAUGUAUACGUAGUCGUCGACGUGAAAGUGCCACAGGUUUUGAACAUCGUUUUUGUAAUUGGUUAGAUCUUGUUGAUGGGAAUAUAAAUACUGAAACUAGAGAGAUGGUCAAUGGAAUACUUACAGAUUAUCAGCUUUGUUUAAAAACAGAACAUGUCCCCGAGAAAUUAGAUCAAUGCAAAUCGGAUUUAAGUAAACAAUUUAAUUUAUUAACUAAAAUUGCACAAUAUGAUGAACAAUUAGUACCAGACAAAGCAUUGGAUAUUAUACAACAAUGGCAAAAUGAUUGUGAAACCAAAUGGAAUGUCCAUAAAUUCAAUCAAUUAAUACAAUUAGGUGAACGGAUUAAACAACGUUUAAAUUUAUGGGAUAAAUUAGAUAAUCGUGCUAGAGCUAUUGAAACUUGGCUGUCAAAAAUGGAAGAUUCGACAUGUUCAGACAGUGAUUGGUUUAGUCGACGAGAUGAAAUAUUCCGUUUGUUAGAAGAAGCUAAUGAAACUGCUCAUUAUCUUGGUGAAUCAGCUGAUCAUUAUAGAUUGGAAAUGUUCAGGAAAAGAAUUGAAAAACUAGAAGCUGAUGCUUUAACAAAAAGACGAGCUAAUACAGAAAAAAUUGAAGCGAAACGAAUAGCGGAUAAAUUGAAACUUGAACAAGAAAUUAAUGAUCAUUUAAAUAAAGUUGAAUGUUGGAUAGAUUCAGUGAAAGAAUUAAUUGAUAGUAAAACUAGUUCUAAAACAAUAAAUUUACGUGUACGAUGUACUUCAAAUGGAUUAUCAACUAUUGUUGGACAAUUACAAAAAGUUUUAGAUCAACAACCACAAAUUACAGAACAUUUACAAAAUGCUACAAUUUUAAGUCAAGAUUCAAUCAACCAGUCAACAACAACAUCAGCUGAACAAAUUGAACGAUUAAAUCAUUUAGAAGAACAAGUUGAGAAAUUUUCCAAUCUUUUAACGAUUAAAUUAAAAGAUUUAACUGAUAUGACAGAAAAAACUUAUGAGCUAGAAAAAAAUUUAAAUGAUAUUCAUACACAAGUGAAAGAAUUAGAACAGAAACAAGCUAGCAUAUUAAUGAAUACUGAUAUACGUACAUGGGAAUGUUCACCAUUGUAUCUUGAUUUCAAUGAUUGCCGUGGACAUUUAACAUUUACUACUGGUCAAAUAAAUGAUUUAGAACGUGCGCUUAAUUUACAAACUAAUCGUGGUAUGGCAAUUUUAAACAAAUUCAACGUUGAAGAAUUGUAUCAAGAGAUUAAAAGUCUGAAUGAACAUCUUAAUAAUUUUGAAAAAACCGCCAAACGUAAAUUCAAUAAUAAACAAUCAAUUAAUGAAACAUUUUCAACAUUAAAACAACAAAUGGAUGAAAUACAAACUGCUUUGAAAGAUUUAAAACAUGCAACAUCAACUGGUACAGAGAUAAGAAAAGAAAAUUUAUUGAAUUGGUUGGAAAAUUUAAAAACACUACGCCGUAAAUACACAGAAAGUAUGAAAACCAAUGAUAGACAAUGUCAAAAUCUUUUAAAUUCAACUGCUUCACAAGGUGAUAGUGAUAUGUUGUUGGGUGAAAUGAAGAUGAAAAUUUUUCAAAUGAAAACUGAUCUCAAUGAACAAUGCGUGGAAAUUGAUCAUGACCUACAAGGAUUAGAUGUUCAAUUAAAUCAAUCAUUGAAAAAUUUGAAUGACCUUGAAGAGAAAACCAAACAACUCGAUCAAUGGUUAAUCAAUCAAGAAAGACGUCUGACAGCUUUAUCCACUGGUCCUACAACAUUACCAUAUGAUAAUACUGUAGAUAGUAUAUUAGAACGUAUAAAAUCUCAUCAACAAUGGGUAGAUGAAUGUAAAAAUUUAGUUGAAAGUGUGAAAAAAUAUUCACAAAAAUCUGAUCUACUUCCUAGUCGAGAUGAUGCUGAUUCAGUAUUUGAGACUCCAACAUCCCCACUGUCUGAUAUGGUAGGAGUAUUACACAAAAGAAUGGAACAUUUAGAAACCAAUAUUAAAAAAAUUUACAAUGAAGCAGAAGAACAAUUGAAAAGGCUGCAAUCAUUUUCAACACAAAUGGAAUCUACACGUAAAUGGUUAAAUAAACGUUGUAAUGAACGCAUUGAAAAAUUAAAUAGUCUCGCACAAAAUGAAGCAAAUCUAACAAAUCUGAUGGAUAAAUUAGAAAGUAAACAGAAAUAUUUAGCAAAUUUUACUAUACUACUUAAUAAAGAAAGUGAAACAUAUUUGACCCAAUGUCAAAAUGAAAUUCAACAUUUGAUUGAUUCAAGUGGACAUUAUGAUACAACAGCGAUAGUGAUGUUGGCACGUCGUGAAUUGUCUAAUUUUCAAUUGGAAUUAAAUAAUAUUCAAGGAGAGAAUGAUAAAGAAUUGAAAGAGAUCGAAGCUAAACUCACUCGUCUAUCGAAAUUAAUCAAUAAUAUUGACAAUGAAGAAAAAUGGUUGAAUGAAUCCGAAAACAAACUUCUCCAAGAUCAUAAUCAUCUCAACAAUACUCAAUCUCUAACUGAUCUAAAUGCAAACAAUCAAACUGAGACGGAUCGUUGCAAUCAAUUGCUCAAUCAAAUUAAUACACACAGUCAACAGAUUGAUGAACAUUUAUACCCUGAAGCACAAUCAUUAGAAGAUUUAACAUCUUUACAAAGAAUUGACAAUUUACGAAAUAAACUUAAUUUAAUCAAACAAAAUUUAGAUAAAAUAAUUUCUACUGUAAAUAUACAAACUAAAUCAAUUCAUACAUUUCAACAAGCUAUGGAUAAUUUUAAAUUAAAUCUUAAAAAUCUUGAACGUCAAAGAAAUUCAAUUUUAGGAUCACAAACAAUCAGUUAUGUGAAUAUGGAAAGUGAAGGUCAUCUGCUGGAAACAUCUUAUGUGAAUAUUAAGAAACAAAUUGAGGAUCUUCGUACAAAUCAAUCUGAAUUACGAACACAAUUCAAUCAAUUAGAACAUCUUAGUAAAUCAAUCCAACCAAUCCCGAUUGAUUUAUCCCAAUGUCAACAUGAAAUGAAUCAGUUCAAUCAAAAACUUGAUCAAGAUUAUACAGAAAUUCAAACAAUUUCACAAGAAUUAAAACAAUUAAAUCAAUUACUUGAAACUUGUAAAAAUUAUUUAAAAUUAAACAUGGACAAAAUAUUAACGAUUAUUAAGAAAAUAAAUGCACCGGUUUGUUUAAAUGAUUUAACAGAAUUGAAUGAAUUAUAUAAAUUUUAUCAGAACAAUUUUGAUGAAAUGAAAUUAAUUUGUCAACAAAAUCUUGGUGUUGAAUUAUCUUGUGAAUCACCAUCGAAUCGUAAUAGAUCAUCAAAACUUUCUUCACUUGAAGAUGAGACCAAUCAAAAAUUCCAUCAAUUAAUAACAACUUAUUCAAAACUUACAAAUUUUCUCAAUUCACAACAAGAAGAUUUCAAUCGACAAAUUAAUGAAGCGACAAGUGAAGCAUUUGAUAAUUUAACUGAACUAUCACAAUUAGUCAAUAGUUUAAACAUAGUAUUAACAUGUUCUAAAGAAGCGCUAGGUAGUUUAAAUUCCAUUGAAAAAGAAUAUCAAAAUAUUUGCUCAAAAUUAUCAACAGAAUUAUCAAAUGAAAUGUUAAUUAAAUCAUUAAAUAAUUUAUUAGAUCGUUUACAAACUGAAUCAGGUCCAAAUCAAGUCACACUGACUACAUCAAUACAAAAUGUUUCAUCAAAAAGUUCUUAUUUGAUUAGAGAGGAUAUUUUGUCGAAUUCGUUAAAACAAUUUAUUCAACAAAAAGAUCAAUUGGUUAAUAAAAUGAAAGAAACAAUUGAAAAAUGCGAACGACAUUGUGACCUUGAACAGAAUUUCUUAGUUAAUUUAAACGAAUUAAAAAAUGAAUUAAUUGAACUUUCAAAUUCAUUGAAUAAUGUAGUAGUAGUAGUAUCAAAUUCAUCAGUUGGACAAAAUAUCAAUGAUGCCGAAUUUGAACGACAAAUUAAUUUAUUCACUGAACAAUAUACAGCAUUAAAUACUCGUUAUAAAAAUAUACAACGUAAUUUUACAGAGACUGGUUUGAAGAGUAAUAAAGUGAAUGAUUUGAUUUCCAUGAAUCUGACAACUAUUCAAAAAAUCAAUGAACAUUUAACAAAUUUAAAACAAGACUAUGAUUUGAAAAAAACUAAUUUUGAAUUGAUUCAAACAAAAUUAAAUCAGUGUAAAGAUCAAUUGAAUAAGAUUCGUUUGGAAAUUUCUAGAAAUGUGAAUAAAUUCACUGUGAAAUCAACAAGCGAUUUAUUAUUUGAACAAAUAUUAAAUAAUUUCAUAACAGAUUUAAAUGAAUACAUUGAUGAUUUAAAUCAAAUUCGCGAGAUGAUCAAUAAAACUGAUAAUAGUUUGCGAGGAGAUUCAUUGAUUAAAAAAAAGACAACUACUGAUUUACAUAAACUUAUUGUAGAAAUAAUAGAUUUAAAAAAUAAAAUAUCAUCAAACUCGUUAUUAUUAAAUUGGAAUGAUUUUCUAAAUGAUUUAGAUAAUCUUUUGGAAUGGAUUCAAAAUACUACUGAUGAAUUAAAAGUAAUACAAUUAGAUUAUAAAAAACUUUUAACAAAAAUGGAAGAAUUUGAAAAAUCUUUCAGAGAAGUUAAACAAUCGAUUGAUGAAAAAUCACAAACUACUGAAAUUAUUGAUAUCACAUAUAUGUUGAAAAAUCAAAAACCAACAAAAACCAAAUUAAUUCAUGAUUUAGAGUCGAUUAAAGAUUAUCAAAUGUUUAAUUUAUAUAAUGAUUUAAAAUUCAUCAAACAGCAAGCUGAUCGUUUAUUUACUAAACCACAAUCGACAACACAAUGUAAAUUUAUGGAUGAUAAAAUUAUUGCCGAAUUUAUCAACCGUAUGAGUCAAUCGUUAGAAUUACUAUCAUCUAAUUUAAACAACACCAUUAUACAGUAUAAAACUAAAUUGAAUGAUGAAUGUGAAAUGUUACAAUUGUUUAAAUCAAUUAAUGAUUGGAUUUUAAAUUAUGAAAAUGAUUUAUCCAAUAUUGAAGCAACUAUUCAACCGAUUCAUCAACAACAACUGCAACAAUUACACACUCUUCUUCACCAACACAUAAAACUAUUGAAAAACAAUUACAAGAUGUGCAUAAUUUAG